Molecule: messenger RNA, 2079 nt
Organism: Meloidogyne enterolobii
Lineage: Eukaryota; Metazoa; Nematoda; Chromadorea; Rhabditida; Meloidogynidae
Source: the annotation of a GenBank genome assembly
AUGGAAUCUUUUGAUCAACACGGCACACCAGCAAGUCAAGGUACAACUGCACGUGCCGGAACUUCAACAACAAUUAGGAGUGGUGAUGAGGAAAAUUAUUCUUAUGGUGAAAUAGAUGAAGGAGGAGAAGAUGCUAAUCUUAAUUCUCCUGAAGGAGAAAUAGAGCAACAGCAACAACAAUCCCCUCAACAAAACCCUUCUCAUAGCCAACCAACUUCAGCACGUCCAACUCUCUACCAAAAACGUUCAACUCCUUCAGCAGGCGUUGUUGGUGCUGUAGUCCAACCAUUAUAUAGUGGACCUACACCUGCACGUUUAUUUAAGAGAACAUUAUCUGAACAACAAUUUGGGAAUCGCCCAAUCUCGGAAGUUCCUCCAACAAUUUCAUCUACCGCACAACAAAGCAAAAGUUUACCAUUAACAUCACAACGAAGUAUCCCAGAAAGUAUUCAUUCAAUUCAACAAAAACGUAGAAGUCCCUCAAUUAUUGACUUAAGCGUUAAAGUAAAAGAAGUUAGUCAAUCAGUAAAGAAUGCAGCAGAAGAUGAAUUACGUUAUGAAUUAAUUCGUUUUGCAGCUAGAACAACUGCUCACGGAAUUCCUAUGGCAGCUCAAGCAACUAAGUGGUAUGCCAAAUGGAUGUGGAUAAUUAUAUCUUUGUUGUCUGUUGGUAUUUUUAUUUAUAGCGUUCUUGGUGUUUUAGAGAAAUAUCAAAGAAGAGAAAAAAUUGUUUCUGUUCAACUUCGUUUUGAUAAUGUCCCAUUCCCCGCUAUUACUAUUUGCAAUUUAAAUCCUUUCAAAAGAGAAGAAGCAAGACAUGUACCCGAAAUUAGUGAAACAUUAGAAGCAUAUCAUCAAGCAGUAACUUAUUCAAAACAUGCAGACCUUUAUUUAGAUGAAACCCCGGCAGUUCGUGAACGUAGAAAUAUAAGGGGCGGCCAUCGUCAUGUACAAAUUGAACCAGUAAUGUCAGACUGUGAAUGUUUAGAGGGAUUUAAUUCUGCUGGAAAACACGAUUGUGCGCAAUUAGAUUCUAUACCUAAAGAUAAUGUUUCUUUAUGUAUUUGUAAUUAUGACAGACAAGAUUCUAGUAUAUGGCCUUGUUAUAGUAAAACAAGUUGGAUUGAAGAAUGGUGUCCAAUAUGCAACGAUAUUGGAUAUUGUACUUUGCCAAAUACAAAUACUUCAAAUACAGUACCUUGUAUAUGCCAAAAGAGUGUUAAUUAUUGUUUGAUUCGACCAGAAAGAUUAAAAAGAAUGUGGGAAGUCCGUGGAGAUAAAAUACCCACAGAAGAUUCUCCUUUUCGGACAGAUUUUCUUAAUCAAUUAAAAGAAUUGGGUUAUGAAAAUAUGACGGAUGAAGUUGCUAUUACAACAAAAACUAGAGAAAAACUUGUAUUGGCAAUGGCAAGUCUUCAUAAAGAACAAAGAAAAUCGCUUUCAUAUGGAAGAAGUGAAUUUAUUAAAAUGUGUUCAUUUAAUGGACAACAAUGUAAUAUAAAUCACGAUUUUAAAUUACAUGCUGAUCCAGCAUUUGGAAAUUGUUAUAUGUUUAAUGCUAAUAAAUCAAAUCCUUUGGUUAGUAGUCGAGCUGGACCUUCAUAUGGACUUAGAUUACUUGUACACAUUAACACCUCUGAUUAUUUACCUACAACACAAGCUUCUGGUGUUCACAUAGUCAUUCACAGUCAAGAUGAGCAUCCCUUUCCAGAUGCUUUUGGAUACUCUGCCCCAACAAAUCAACUUUCUUCUUUUGGCAUAUCUUUAAGAAAAGUAAAUCGACUGCCCAUUCCUCGUGGUAUUUGUUUAAUGCCUGGGGAGCCUAAACCCGAAGGUUAUAUCUACUCAGAUCAUAAAUAUGAACCUGAGGGUUGUUAUAAAAGUUGUUAUCAACAUCAAAUAAUUAGAAGGUGUGGAUGUUCUGAUCCAAGAUAUCCCCAACCAGAUGAUAAUACUAAAGUUUGUAAUAGUUCUAAUGCUCUUGACAGUAAUUGCCUUUUGGUGGAAAGUAUAAGAUUUACCCGUGCUCAACAAUGUCAUUGCAAACAUCCUUGUGUUCAUGGUAGGAAUAUAUUUUAA